GAAAAGGAAAGAAAACGAGAAUCACUUAAAACUGAAAGCGCUAAAAACUAAAAAGUGUUAGUUGAUUUAUAAAUACGGAUUGAAAGAAUUGAAACAAGGAAGAAACGCAGAAGACAAAGAUCCACCGAUAUCCAGUUACCCGACCAAUUGUGAUCCGACCCGUCACCGUAGAGUCCAAUUUCAGUCGUUACAUAAAUCUAUUCAGACGAAACCCGUUAACGCUCCGUCAGAAACUCGAGGAUUCCGUCAAUGGAGGACGACCACAGUAAUGGCGACAUCAACGUCGAAACCUCCAAAGCCGACCGAUCGGUGUGGCUCAUGAAGUGCCCUCCCAUCGUCUCCAAGGCCUGGCAGUCCUCCGCCGCCUCCGCCUCCGCCUCCGUCGACUCGCCGCCCGUCGCCAAAGUCGUGGUUUCUCUCGAUCUCCUCCAGCCGGAUGACUCCUCCGCCCUCCAAUUUACUAUGGAGAUGGCUGGGAGUGAGAUUGCGAAUAUGCCGAAGAGUUACUCUCUCAACAUGUCUAAGGAUUUCGUUCCCAUGGGCAUCUUCUCCGAGUCGACUCAAGGAAGAGUUGCAAUGGAAGGAAAAGUCGAACAUAAAUUUGAUAUGAAACCCCACCAUGCAAACAUUGAAGAGUACAGAAAAAUGUGCCGGGAAAGGACAAAUAAGUCCAUGGUGAAGAAUAGACAAAUCCAGGUUAUCAAUAAUGAUCGUGGUGUACACAUGAGGCCCAUGCCUGGAAUGAUGGGAUUGAUUACGUCGACUUCUAAAGAUAAGAAAAAACCAGCUCCAGUUAAGGGGUCUGAUGUGAAAAGAACUAGAAGGGAUCGUGGGGAGCUGGAAGAUAUCAUGUUUAAGCUUUUUGAGAGGCAACCUAAUUGGACGCUCAAGCAGCUUGUUCAAGAGACAGAUCAACCUGCGCAAUUUUUGAAAGAGAUAUUAAAUGAGCUCUGCGUAUACAAUAAAAGAGGAACAAACCAAGGUACUUAUGAGCUGAAGCCAGAGUAUAAGAAAUCUGUUGAAGAUACGGGUGCUGAACCAUGACUUCGUAUUGUCUGUACAUUAGAUUACAAUUAAGAGAAAUUCUGUUCUAUUAGAAAAAAAAGUUCCCCAAUCUUUAAUGCCAUACAUCUCUUUUGGAUAUGGAGAUGUGCUUAGAUCUACUGUUCUUAUAGAACUAUGAAAGGAAGGGAUUGAUGCUAAAAUUCCCUGUUACUAACACCAGUUUAUUUCUGUUUGUGGAUUAGGUUACAAUAUAUGUGUAUUCUAAGUGCUCUUUUCUCUUCCGCCAA
Messenger RNA from Salvia miltiorrhiza (redroot sage), 1292 nucleotides. Its product is annotated as transcription initiation factor IIF subunit beta. Gene Ontology annotation, biological process: transcription initiation at RNA polymerase II promoter; transcription by RNA polymerase II. The transcript is spliced from 6 exons. The record is from RefSeq and is a predicted model, not a curated record. Gene Ontology annotation, cellular component: transcription factor TFIIF complex. Bases 250 to 1044 code for a protein of 264 amino acids. NCBI's taxonomy places the organism in Eukaryota, Viridiplantae, Streptophyta, Magnoliopsida, Lamiales, Lamiaceae.